Messenger RNA from Lineus longissimus, 2449 nucleotides. RefSeq lists its product as uncharacterized. The coding region runs from base 711 to 1958 and encodes 415 amino acids. The transcript has 2 exons. NCBI's taxonomy places the organism in Eukaryota, Metazoa, Nemertea, Pilidiophora, Heteronemertea, Lineidae. The record is from RefSeq and is a predicted model, not a curated record.
AACCGAAACGAACAUCAAGGAAAUUUGACAUCUUUUUUGUUGGAUACCUUACAAAAUGCUGCGAAAUUGGCUUGCCAAAGCACUGUUCAGCUAAAGAUCGCUUUUGCAUGGCCUGAUAAAUCAUGAUCAGCGUGAUAUCAAAUGCAAGAGCAUCAACAGUCAUCGCUACGCAGGACUCAAACAACGACGGUUUGAGAUUGAUAUGUCAACAGCAAGCCUAGGGGGUGGGUGGCGUUGUUUGAUGCGACAAUCCCCGUAUUUCUCGGUUUAUCUAACUAAUUCGUAGAAUAGACUUCGACUUCAUUCCAUGAGAGUACGUUUUUAUCAACAGUUUUCGUGAGGUGAUCUAUUCCAAUCUUUAUAAAUGAGAUUGGGUGCGAAGCGGGAUAUGAGAUUGCGUGCAAGGCGGGAACGCCUGUGAUGGUUAAGUACAUGUAUGUAUGAAAUGAUAUAAUCACAUCGGACUCGUUUGAAGAGCAUAUCUUCACAAACGACAAAAGUUAUGCUGUUUGAAGCGGAUAUUUUCUUGAGGAACAGAGAAAAGUUCUGCUGUUUGAAGAGAUCAUCUUGAGGAACAUCGAAAGGUUCUGUUGUUUGAAGAGAUCAACGUGAGGAACAUUAGAGAGUUCUGUUCUUUGAAGAGAUUAUCUUGAAGGAUAUCAACAAAUCUGUUGUUAAUAUAUAUUCUGAACUUAUUUGACUAUUUAACCAUGGAUGGACCAACACAUGUCAUGUCUAGGGCGGCGGGAAGAAAAUCAAAGAAUAUGAAGCAAAAGUCAAAAGGCAAGCGCCAUCACGUUAUGGAGACCGUGAAGGAAGAGAAUGAUGUCAAACAUAUGAGAAAACUCUUCAGAAAUGAGCGGAGGAAGGAAGAAGAAAAUGUCGGAAUAAAGAAAUUUUACCUGAAUGUAACUUAUAGACAAUUUCAGAAAUACAUGAAGUUGCUCAAAGAAGGUGAGGAGACCUUACGGGAGGAGAUAGGUAAAGACCAUGAAGAGCUGCUGCGGAAAUACGGGGCGUAUAUUGAAUCCGAAUCCGAGGCGGAGGAGGAAGAUGACGGUUGUACAACGACAACAUCAACGGAAUUUUUUAUCACCACGCCUGCACAGACGACAAUACGGGAAUACCUGAAGAAAGGCGUUGGUUCCAAACUUGAGGCAAAGUCGACGCCCAGGUUGAAUGGUCCUCUGCAAAAUUAUUCUAUGCCUGUGAUUAGAGACGCGGCAAUAUACCGCGAUAAUACUGCGCCGGUGAUGAGGGACCCGGGUAGGACCACUACCUUGCCCAUGAUAGGUCAUGCAGUAGUGAAGCCUACCCCGAGUGCGACCAAGUCACCACGUGGGGGAAGAGGAGCCGCGUAUCCUCUGCCGAAGAGGUCCACACUAUCUCCGCAUUCAAGUGAGCAAAAACUUGAUGAGUCAAGUCUCCCACUUGAAAAAAGUCACAAAGAUUUAAUGGAAACAUUGCUUUCAGACAGUCGGGCUAUGCUGACAAAAAGCCGUACGACCUUGUCCGAUAUUAAAGACUCGCGUUCGACCCCCGAAUCCGGCCGAGCGUCCAGAGCGCCCAGUCGAGGAAGCCGCCGUGGGUUUCCCAACUUGACGGACACGAGCUUGACUAGGGGGCCUCGGCGCCCGUCUGCCAUUCCCGAGCCGGAUUGGGAGAAGCGAAAGCUCUCUCUUCAGAGGUCCUCAACAGAUUGGCUCAUUGUCCGCGACCACAAGUACCCAAAAGAAGUUGAGAGAAAGAAGGCGCUCGAAGCUUCAAAAAAGAUAGGGGAAAAGCUGAAGAAACAAGACGUUCCAAUAACCUGUCAGAGGUGGAAGUAUGUGCCCUUGGAGGACACCUGUCCGCUUAAAUUUGGUGUGACCUACUCCGGGGUUCCCGCGAAAAAAGUAAAGAGCGUGUAUAAGAAGAAACCGGGCAAACGACUCGGAGCAAGAACGCGGAAGUCAUAACACUAUAUACAAACAAGUGGUACAUGUUGCCUCAUUUUGGUCGCACUGAAAUCGAACUGAUUUUCAUUUAGGCCACCUGGGAUGCGUGUAAACCGCUGCCAUAAACAGGACAUAGAACGCGUCAUAGAACCCUUUGUUCACGGACAUUCUAUCCCAGGACAUUUCAAACUUCUACACCGGCACGUGCAGUCUAUUCAAGUUUGACCGAUUGAAGAUAGAUGGCGAUAAAAUGUCUGAUGGUAAACGUACUUGAACGAGAGCAACACGGAAGUAUCUAAUGCUAUAAUGAUCAAACACCAGCUAUUUUAUGACAUAACAUAUAGUAGCUUUCUUCUAACUUCUGCUGGGAAGUUUAAUUUACACUCCGGAUGCAGUGAUAUUGACCUCGUCCCUCCCUAUAAUAGGAUGAUGAAAUCGGGUUGCCUUGGGUACUAUUUGUAAAUAACUUUUGAAGAGAAUGUAGAUAAAGAAAAGCCUUUUUGUGUUUUCAA